AUGGAUAUUACCAAGAAACAAACUCGGCCAAGUGGCUUGCUUGAUGCUCUCGAGCAUUUGGAAGCAGUUGCACAUGUACCGCUCAAGCAAAGGUAUACCGAUGCAGGCGAACUGGCCAACUCCAUUGCUUCAGACGCGUAUGAGAGCGGCAUUCCGCAAACCGCGCUGGGCCGCCUGCUGAAAGUUCUGACCACGAAAAACAACCUAGACCAGGGAACCGUGACAGCGCUCGUCAAGAACCUCUAUCCACAGGAACGAGUCGCCUCCAAAUAUAUCACCCAAAUUGUCUGCUGUCUGGGACCUAGCAAGUCCAAGCCCAGUCCAGCAACGCAAGCUCUACUCGUACGCUGGCUGAUCCUCGCAUACGACCUCCUCGAUGACAAGUCCCAUCUUGGAAAGCUGUACGCAGUUCUCUUCAAUCAUCUUGAUAUGAUCAGUUUGCGCAAACCGCUGUGCCACCUGCUCACGCUGAUUACGAGGCGCAAACAUGUUAAGCCCUUCCGGAUCCAGGCUCUUAUGGAACUAAUACGGAAUUCCGGCGGGGAUGAGAAAGAGCUCUUUAGCUUGCUUCGGGUCUUCAAGAAUUAUUAUCCUGAAAUCAUUGUCGGAGAUCUUGGCAGUUCGAGGAGAAGCGCUCUGUUCUUUAAGCAUCCCGAUCCUGAAUGGUCGAGUCAUGCAAAAUUGCUGCAGGACCAAAGGAUGGACUCGACAGAGCAGUCUAGCUACCAAGUCACUCAUCGGGGUACGGUGAAGAGGAGUAAAGUUGAGGUAGUCAUCCCUGUCUUGCAAACCUCACGCGUAUCGAGCAAGCAUACAUCAUUGGAGGAGAUUCGGGAUGUCAGCCAUUUCGUGGAGAAGAUCGAGAAAAUUGAACUUCCGAACCAGAUCAUCUCCACGCUUGGAGAUGCUAUGGCUCAAAAGUAUCUUCAUUUGACCCAAUCUGAAGCUGCGAGUCACCGCCUGGAUGAAUGGCUGCGCAGCUUUCUAGAGGACAAAUUGGAGCAGAUUCGGGAAGGUGAUGAUGACGAGCCGGAGAUAUUGUCAUAUGUUCUGAGUUUCGUGGAAGGCUAUGCAGCUUAUACCAAGCAACUUUUACCCUCGGUUCGGUCAUUCCUGCGCUCUUAUAUCGACACAUGGAAUGGCUACGAUAAUCGCAAGCAAAUACUUCGAUUGCUGCGGUAUCUCCCUAUUGAAUCUUUCGAAUCCCUGCGCGCGGAUACCUUCUCCCCGUUGGAGUCAGCCAUGAUGAAUGGUUCCUCCAGUUCCCAAAAAGCUCUCCUUGAACUGCUUGAGUUUUACUCCUCAUUGAUCAACGAGUGGGGUAACAAACUGCGAGACCAACCAUCCGCAUCCGAGGAAUCGACUCCUUUGAGCAAGGUGAUUAAACAUGCGGAGCUCCUUGUUUCUUCAAUUCAAGAAUUCACAGCCGUCACCGAGGAGAACAAAGACGAGCCUAGGCCAAUGAUUCUCUCUUUCCUUGAAUUCUACAGAUCUCUCGCAAAUCUCUUCUCGCACGCAUCCCGAAAUGCCAGAAUCCGAUUGACGGUGCCUCUCGCACCAACCGUCUACACAAUCGCCUUCACCCCAAGCGUCGCCAUCAUAUCCAUCCUCAAUGCCAUUCUAGCAAGCUACAAGUCAUCCUUCGAAGCCUCCCUCACAUCAGAAGUCAUACGACCACCCAACCCACCGGAACCGCUUUAUGAAACCGCGUUAGUCAGUCAAUUCAACGGCUAUGUGAUGGACAUGUGCAACCUCGUGUGGCGGAACCGGGCCCUGAACGUCGAGGACCCGAAUGCACUCGGUUGUCUCAUCCCGCAAGCGAGCGUUGCGGCCUUCACAGAAUACAUUCGUAAUGUGAAUGAGGCGAACAGACACUAUGAUCGGGAAAGCGCUUUCAAUUCCAACCUGCUCUCGGCAUUCUCCAUCAGCCAUCAUGCAGCAUUCUGUAAUUUGUCUGCCGCGUGUUUUGCGGAUCUGGAGGCGGACCAAAGAAUUCCCCAACAUGCGCCGAAAUUGAGGAAGCCGGUGACUCAAAAAGCUCUGCAGGCGCUCGAAAAGGAUGGAGGUGCUAUAAUUACGUGGCAAGAGUACCGCGUUCAUAUGCUAGAUUGGCUAGAGGCGCUUGGCAGUAGGGGGACAAGUUACUUGAUGAGGAGUACUAUGAAGGCUUUACGGAAGGAGUGA
Penicillium maclennaniae is the source of this 2184-nucleotide messenger RNA. Its product is annotated as Mis6 domain protein. The record is from RefSeq and is a predicted model, not a curated record. Bases 1 to 2184 code for a protein of 727 amino acids. Gene Ontology annotation, cellular component: nuclear body; kinetochore; cytosol. The transcript has 4 exons. Lineage: Eukaryota; Fungi; Ascomycota; Eurotiomycetes; Eurotiales; Aspergillaceae.